This is a messenger RNA of Cutaneotrichosporon cavernicola, 1536 nucleotides long. RefSeq lists its product as uncharacterized. Bases 1 to 1536 code for a protein of 511 amino acids. The transcript is spliced from 4 exons. Lineage: Eukaryota; Fungi; Basidiomycota; Tremellomycetes; Trichosporonales; Trichosporonaceae. The record is from RefSeq and is a predicted model, not a curated record. Gene Ontology annotation, molecular function: L-amino acid transmembrane transporter activity. Gene Ontology annotation, biological process: amino acid transmembrane transport.
AUGAACGUCGACACUCCCAGACGCUCGUUCGAGGAUAUGCCGUCGAUCAACGCGACCGCGGUCAACACGCCCGCGGGCCCGUCGCGCGCAGGCUCCCUAAGCGUCAAAGACAUCGAGAAGGGCGACACUUCCCCGGCGCCCACAGCCAAGGCCGACAAGGUCGAUGGCGAGGUCCACGUCCGUCCCGCUAAGACCAAGCACAUGACCGAGGCAGACAAGGUCGAGUACCUCAACCACCAGGUCGAGCAUGGCGAGCAAAAGUUCCACAAGCUGGGAUGGGUCCAGCUCGUCGUCAUCCUCAUCGUCGAGGCCAUUGCGCUCGGCUCUCUCUCCCUCCCUGCCGCUUUCGCCACUCUCGGUAUGGUUCCGGGUGUGCUCAUCACUGUGGGCAUCGGCAUGUUGGCCAUCUACACGUCCUACGUUAUCGGCCAAGUCAAGAUCAAGUUCCCCCAGGUCAAGCACUACGACGACGUCGGCCCGCUCCUCGGCGGCCCGGGCCUUCUCGGCAAGGUCUUCCGCGGCCUGCUGGCUUUCGGUUUCGUGGCGUACCUCAUUUGCCUGGUCGGCUCACACUGCCUGACCGGCACAAUCGCCUUCCAGACCAUCACCAAGGUCGACGUGUGCGCCAUUAUCUGGAGCGUAGUCUCCAUGGUCCUCCUCUUCCUCUGUGCGCUUCCCCCCUCAUUCGCCGAGAUGGCCGUUCUCGGCUACAUCGACUUUGUGUCGAUCAUCGCCGCAAUCCUCAUCACCCUCAUUGCGACUGGCAUCAAGGCCAACAACCAGGUCGGCUCGUUCGCGGCUGUAGACUGGUCCGCAUGGCCCAAGGAGGGCACGACCUUUUCGCACGCCAUGGUGGCUGUCUCCAACGUUGUCUUUGCCUACUCCUUUGCCAUCUGCCAGUUCUCCUUCAUGGAGGAGAUGCACACGCCCAAGGAUUUCAAAAAGUCGGUGUGGGUUCUCGGCAUCACCGAGAUUGUCAUCUACACCUGCACCGGGGCUCUCGGAUAUGCCUUCAUCGGAAAGGGCGUCAAGGCGCCCGCUCUCCUCUCUGCCGGCGACACGGUCUCGCGCAUUGCCUUUGGUGUUGCGAUUCCAGUCAUCAUCAUCUCGGGCUCAAUCAACACGGUCACAGCCGGUCGCUUUACCCUCGACAAGUUCUUCAGCAACUCGACAAUUCGCUACGUCUCAGACGCGCGCGGCUGGGCCGUCUGGGUUGGAUGGGCCGUCAUCGCCAGCAUUGUCGCUUGGAUCAUUGCCGAGGCCAUCCCCUUCUUCUCUGACCUCCUGGCCAUCAUCUCCGCCCUCUUCAUCUCGGGCUUCUCGUUCUAUGUGCCCGGCUUCAUGUGGUUCAAGCUUGUCAAGGAGGGCAAGUGGCACCAGGGGUGGCGCAACAUUGUGCUUUCGGUCCUCAACACCGUUUGUAUUGUCAUCGGCGUCAUCUGCCUCGUGUGCGGAACUUAUGGCGCCGUCGAGGACAUCAAGCUCUCGUACGAGCUUGGUACCGUCGGAACCCCCUUCUCCUGCAACAAGUCCUAG